AAACAUUUGAUGGAUGACAAUUCCUAGUGACAGCUGUCAUUCAAACUUAUUGUAGGCAACCGUAAAAUCCAAAGGAGAUACAACAAUCUAACCAUAAUUGAAAUGGAUUUCACGUCGUUAAGCGCAACAAGGAUCGAAGCAAGAGCAUAUCCUUACGAGGGCAGUGAUGUUGAGCUACGAGAGUUCCAAGGCAAACAAAGAAAACUCAAAGGUAGCCAGCAGGCAUCGCGGGAAGUGUUUGAAGCUCUAUUAGCCACUGUUGAAGGAGACGUAGGCGAACUUAGUGAUAACCUUAUUAACGCCAAUGUAACUUUUGGAGAACUAGCAUCAUUAACCGACAAAGACCUAGAACUUAUUGGGUGUAAGGAUGACAAACAACGUCAGUCACUAUUGGAAUUCUUCAAAUUAAUGCCUAAGCAAGAACGUUCCUAUACACAAAUUAAAGACUCUAAAGAAGCACAAUUGUACAAUGAUACCAUACUUAAGAGAACUUCAUCUCAUUUAGAGGCGAUGCGAUCAGCUUUGGCUGCUGCUAAUUAUAAACUUAAAAUCAUUCCAUCCGAAGAUGUUGUAGUUGGGGAGAAGAAUUUCGCGAGUCGUUUCGUAUUGGAUGCUUUAGAUGAACUGCAGCGUGUCACUAAUGAAAUUGAUUUUCAACUCAAUGAACUUGAUAAGCAAACAAAAUCGGAUUCUGUUAAUAGCAUGAAAAGUCGACUGACAUCAAAAACCUUUGGUGUUUUGCUUUCAACUGCAUUGAUUGCCUCAUUCGGAUUUUUUGUCUGGAAGACAGUCAGAAACAAAUAACCAUGGUUUUAAUGACGUCGUUAUGUAAUAAAUACACUUGAAUUUACAACAAUAUGUGAUCCUAAGAAAACAUCAAAAACAAACAGAUACAUUUUUGAGAAUUAAUAGAGUUAACUUAAAUGAAUUAUUAGUUGAAAUGAAAUAAAGUUGUGUUA
This is a messenger RNA of Eupeodes corollae, 959 nucleotides long. RefSeq lists its product as uncharacterized. The record is from RefSeq and is a predicted model, not a curated record. The coding region runs from base 103 to 804 and encodes 233 amino acids. The transcript is spliced from 4 exons. Lineage: Eukaryota; Metazoa; Arthropoda; Insecta; Diptera; Syrphidae.